UGUUAUCAUUCUUAUCUCACUGUGUCCGUAUGUAAUGUAAUGGACACAGCACACUUGAUGACUUGGCCUUCAUCAAGAACUUCAUUUUGCUGCUUCAAUGGCCAAUGGCGUCACCUAAAUACUAUAAAUCUCCGCUCUUUCCAAAUCUCUUGCUAUAACCGUCGUUUCCAUGAUCCUAAGAAACGUACAAGACCAGCUUCCGAUCAGAAACUGGAGAUGGUGAUCGAUCUCGAAGAGCUGGCCGAUCGAGCUUCAACAUCGCUUCAAAGAGUCCUCAGCUCAUCCGAAUUGAAAUUCCGCAGAUUCGUUUCGUCUGGUAGAGAAGCGUUCAAGGACUUGCAGACUCUGAUAACCGUCGAUGCCGAUCGAAGGGUUGUAAUCUCGUGUCGCCGUUCGUCACUUCAGUUCCUCGCGAGUUUCGUUCUUUGGAGUUGGAUUAUUGUUUUUGCUGUUAGGGUUUUGGUGAAGGUAGUAGGGUUAGGGUUUCGGUCUGGUUUUGGGUUUGUUUAUGGGUUGCCUUUGGUUCGGAGGGAUCGGAGUCUUGGUGGGAGAGAAGUUUUUGUUGGGAGGAGGAGACCAUUCAUAGAGCGGGAGGAGAAGAAGAAGGAUUUUAGAGUUGCUUCGGUUAAUCCUCUGUCACCUGCUCGAGGUAAUGUGACGAGAGUUGCAGAGGUGGGGAAGCAGAAACCAGUUUUAGGUCAGGAGAAGAAAAAGAAGCUGCCGAAUUGGUGGCCGGUUGAGCUUCCUUUGCCUGCCCUGACGAUGAACAAGCAAGAGUUUCAGAUUGAAGCCAAUAGAUUAAUACGAGCAAUCUUGGACAAUAGAAUGAGCGGAGAGGACAUUGUGGAAGAUGAUGUAAUUCAAUUACGUAGAAUAUGUAAGACUUCUGGUGCAAGGGUCUGCAUUGAGACAGCUAACACACGGGAUUCCUUCUACCGUGCCUCAGUUGAAUUUGUUCUGAACACUUGUAGCAGUUCAAUGAGCAAUUCUCUAGUUCAGAUUGAUAACGAGGAUCCCCGUCAAUUUGUUGCUGGGCUUGCUGAUAACAUUGGGCUGGACAACAACCGUGCUGCUACAAUUGUGUCUGCAGCCGUUGCUGCACGCACUCGUUCACAAUUUUUGCAGUCAUGGGCACUAGAAAUGCAAGGGAAACAUUCAGAUGCAAUGGUGGAACUGCUAAAAAUCUGUCGCGUUCACCGGGUAUUUCCUCCAGCGGAGUCCUCGCCUGAGAUGGAGAUGGUAGCUCGAGGCCUUGAAAAACAUUUAAGAGCAGAUCAAAGGGAAUUUUUGUUGACUCAAUAUAUGGAGUUGUGCGGUGUUGAGAAUCAGCAAAGUGUGGCAGAAGCUCUUGGACUGGAAAGGAAGCUUUUGUAAUUCUUUUUUAUUUCUUAUUGAGACAUGAUCUAGAUCAGCAUAAAUUAAAUUUUUUUUUCUGUAGCAAA
Messenger RNA from Telopea speciosissima, 1442 nucleotides. RefSeq lists its product as uncharacterized. The coding region runs from base 40 to 1374 and encodes 444 amino acids. The record is from RefSeq and is a predicted model, not a curated record. The transcript has 6 exons. Lineage: Eukaryota; Viridiplantae; Streptophyta; Magnoliopsida; Proteales; Proteaceae.